AUGCGAGCUUUCGGAAUCACACAGGCUCAAGCACGGAUUUUUUUUGAACUCGCCUAUCAACAAAUCUGGUUAUUUGCUAUGCGUCAUUACCCGGAAAUGGCCAAAGAUGCUACCAGCAAGAAAGUUGUCGCCAAGACCAUCCGCUGA
Messenger RNA from Penicillium digitatum Pd1, 147 nucleotides. The record is from RefSeq and is a predicted model, not a curated record. NCBI's taxonomy places the organism in Eukaryota, Fungi, Ascomycota, Eurotiomycetes, Eurotiales, Aspergillaceae.